AUGACUCUAUUUCGUCAUACAAUCAACAAACCUCUUCGCUCCCUAUCCUAUAAACCCAGCAAACAACUAUCUUCCAAGACUAUCCCCCCCACCUACCCAAUAGAAGAAGAACGCAACCCACACUGCAAUCCAAACAAAUACUAUCCCGCCCGAAUCGGAGAAACCAUCGGGAACAAAUACUGUAUCAUCUCCAAACUAGGAUGGGGUGCUAAUUCCACCGCGUGGUUAGCGAAGGAUAUAUCUCGCUGGCCCUGGCAAUCAACCAAAUAUGUAACCGUGAAGAUCACGAACUGCGGUGAGGGGGAGAAGAAAGCCGCGGAGGAGGAAUUGAGCAUAUCGCAGCAUAUCUCCGGACUGCGGUCUGAACAUGAAGGUCGUUCGUAUGUUAGACUUGUUGAGGAUUCGUUUGAAGUACGAGGUAGUAUCCUUGGAGACGAUCAUUUGUGCUUGGUCUUCAAGCCACUCAGAGAGCCGCUUUGGGUUCUAGGACGACAUCUGGGCAGUACGAACGGGGUGCCUCCGCAGGUUCUGAAAGCUUUCUUAAGGGUUAUACUAACGGGUUUGAAUUUCUUGCAUUCCGAAUGUCGGAUCAUACACACUGAUCUAAAAGCCGACAACUUCCUCAUCGGAUUCGAGGACAUCACCAUUAUCGAUAAAUAUGUCCGCCAACAAGAAGCUCAUCCCGCUCCGCAUGUACUCCGGAACGGACGUCCUAUAUACGAAUCUAGGAACGACUUCGGCCCACUCAAAAAAGGAGUAGGCAUGCUGAAGAUUUCCGACUUCAGUGCUGCUGUUUUUGGGGAUGUACUGACCCCGCAUAACCAUGACAUCCAGCCUCAGCCAUUCUGCGCCCCUGAGGUUCUGUUGAAGGCUGGUUGGUCGUACAGUGCUGAUGUUUGGAAUUUAGGGACAGUGCUUUGGGAACUGCUCGCUGAUGAGACGCUAUUUGAUGGGGUAUGUGAACAUCGAAGGAAAUAUUCCAAGGAGGUGCAUGUCGCGCAGAUGAUUAGGCUGCUGGGGGGGCCUCCCCCCUCACGGUUUCUGGAUAAAUGUGAUCCGUGUAUACGGGAUGGCUUGUUUUCGGCUCAAGGGACAUUCAAGUUCCCUGGGUUGAUUCCGUCGGAGGAAUUCAAUUUCUCGAAUAUGACGCCCUUUCUACAUGGAGAGGAUAAACGCUUGUUCAUUGGAUUCGUUCGGAGAAUGCUCCAGUGGGAACCGGAGAGUCGGUCGAGUGCGAAGGAGCUCUAUAAUGACCCUUGGCUUUGUUAUGAACCUUAG
Molecule: messenger RNA, 1278 nt
Organism: Aspergillus luchuensis
Lineage: Eukaryota; Fungi; Ascomycota; Eurotiomycetes; Eurotiales; Aspergillaceae
Exons: 5
Coding region: 1-1278 (425 amino acids)
Biological process (GO): spliceosomal complex assembly; protein phosphorylation; regulation of mRNA processing
Molecular function (GO): ATP binding; protein kinase activity
Source: RefSeq, a predicted model, not a curated record